Molecule: messenger RNA, 447 nt
Organism: Pectinophora gossypiella (pink bollworm)
Lineage: Eukaryota; Metazoa; Arthropoda; Insecta; Lepidoptera; Gelechiidae
Product: flexible cuticle protein 12-like
Exons: 2
Coding region: 32-385 (117 amino acids)
Cellular component (GO): chitin-based extracellular matrix
Molecular function (GO): structural constituent of chitin-based larval cuticle
Source: RefSeq, a predicted model, not a curated record
AUAUUUUUAUUUUACGAAUUUACCUUCUAAAAUGAAAUUGUUUGUGGUUGCUGUCUGCCUCAUCGUCGCGGUAGCGGCCGCGCCCUCGAGCCCGGAGACUGCGGCGCGGCGCGCGCUGCCCGCGCUGCAGCACGAGGAGAUCCACGACGAGUUCGGUCAGUACGCGCUCCGCUACGUGACCGCCGAGGGCACCGUGGUGUCGGAGCGCGGCCGGCUGGUGCCCAACCCGGACGGCACCGGCCACGUGCUCGUCACCGAGGGGGAGACCUCAUACAUCGGCGACGACGGCCGCACCUACGUCACCAAGUACAGCGCCGGCUUCGACGGCGUCAAGGUCGAGGGCAACCAUCUGCCCGUGGCGCCCGAACCUCUCCCCGUGAAAUAAAAUAAAGCUUUAAACGAAUACUUUUAUUUUUUAUUAUAUUUGCCAUUUUUCUGAUAGUUUUG